AUGCCUGCUCCUCUGAAACGAUUUUUCACGGUUAUUUCUAAUCCGGGCAGUCGAACAAUGAGGCUGCCGUUGGGUCUUGUCCAUGAGUACAUGCUCCUUGUACCUCUCCAAUGUACGCUAACUACAAGAGAAGGACGUACAUAUGAGGUAACAAUAAGAGGGAAUGGUGAGUGGAUAGCGUUUGAUGAAGGAUGGGCAGAUUUUGUCGCUGCGGAGGAUAUUAAGAGUGAAUACUACCUUUGGUUUGACCGCAAUAGCCUGAGAGAGUUUGUUGUCACUGUGAUUGAGGAAAAUGCGGUUGAGCGGAAACCUUCCUUUCUUCUCCCAUAG
This is a messenger RNA of Striga hermonthica, 330 nucleotides long. Lineage: Eukaryota; Viridiplantae; Streptophyta; Magnoliopsida; Lamiales; Orobanchaceae. The record is from the annotation of a GenBank genome assembly.